Messenger RNA from Durio zibethinus, 1484 nucleotides. RefSeq lists its product as uncharacterized. The record is from RefSeq and is a predicted model, not a curated record. NCBI's taxonomy places the organism in Eukaryota, Viridiplantae, Streptophyta, Magnoliopsida, Malvales, Malvaceae.
UUCCAAUAAAUCUAAAAAGUAUGUAGAUUACAUAAUUUCUCGGUUUUAAAACAAAAUAGGGUAUCAUUUUCACUUAAAAAUAUUAAAGCAUGUUGUCUUAGUUAUCGUACAUGAAGUAGAGUAUGAUAACUGAGACUAUUUGGUAUUUUGCUCAACCCCUUCACUAACGGUUCAUUUCUCCAAAGAUUUUCGAGGAAUCACUUUAUCAGAUCAGUCAGUUUAUCUCACGAAUCAAAUUUUCAGAAAUGGCGAAGGGUUUGAUAUGGGCAACGGCAGAGGACUUAGCGAGAAACCGAGGGAAAGUUAUUUCGUUGUACAGACAAAUACUUCGGAGCCUUAACUCUCCGAAACUGGAGCUCAGUUUAGCAGCGAGGCUGGCGAAGAAAGCAGAGGCACGUGCCAUAUUCAUGCUGGGUUCUGAAGAGCGUUCCCUUCACAACAUUGAAGAUCUCAUCGAUGCUGCUGAAUACUCCCUUUCUCUUUUGAAACAAGGCAAGAUCCCCAAACUCAUUCAAUAAAACUUCAAAUAUAUUGCUACCGUUUCCUUUCUUUUGUUGUCAUUACCGUGGACGAAACUUGAAAAUUUCGGACAAUUGUAGUAAUGCUUGUAAUAUCAACGUUGAACCCAAACUGUUAUUUGCAGUGCUUUUAAUUUGUUGUUAUUUAUUGGGCAAAUCGAUUCUUAAUUUAUUUGAUUUAAAUAUAUGUGAACCAUACAACUUCCUUUUUUAUUUACCGCAUAACAUAUAUAAUUAUCAAUUUGUAUAUUAAUUUACUUUAUUCAGUUAUUCUUCUUACUCAUUUAUAAGACUCACUAAUCUUUCAUUAUAAAACACGAAGAGAAACAAAACAAGGGAAGAGAAUUCUACUCUAUUAUUAAUUAUGUCCUGAUUAGGAUUACGUCCCUUGUAGAUACCUGCGAAAAACAAAGAAUUAUUCGUUUUUUCGAGACAAGCCUUUCGUACUCGAAAGGGGAAAAACCAAAUGCUUCUAAAUCAAGGACUAUGAUUUUUUUGAAUUGCUUAGAGUAAGAAGAAUGAAAUGGUAAUUAUAGACCUCCUUCAGGCUUCACUACCAUAAAUAAUAUGCCUUUUUCAAACAAGUUUUAAGUUUAUGGUAGGAAGUUGCUCAAGCGUAUGGCUAUUACAGUUGUGGUGAUAAUUGUAAGCUUUUGCUAAAUUUGUCUCUAAUUUCUAAUAAAUAAAGGUCAGAAGGAUAAGGGCAUACAUGAAAUGGCUAAGGACAUUGACUGAAGAGUAAAAGUUUUUAUUUUGUUAUUAAAUUUUGGUUGUUUUUAGCAAGUGAACUAUGAAGAGAAUAAUGGUGGUUGCAAGUAUAAAUUCCCCUAUCAUUUCCAGAGAGCAGCAAGCAAGAGCCCCCCAAGGAAACGCAAAUUGCACAAGACUGGAAAUGGAAUUUAUGUUGUCUCUGCUCUUCAACAGCUUGAUAAUGGCUUUUUGCCCUCAAAAUUUUCCUACCAUUGG